This is a messenger RNA of Arabis nemorensis, 594 nucleotides long. NCBI's taxonomy places the organism in Eukaryota, Viridiplantae, Streptophyta, Magnoliopsida, Brassicales, Brassicaceae. The record is from the annotation of a GenBank genome assembly.
AUGGAGUUGGCGACAACUUCUUUAGUUUCGAAAUCAACAAAUCUCAACCCUUGGUCGCGGACGGUGGUGGUCGCAGCUUCGUACGGUGGUGGCUCCUCUUACUUGACCUCCGUGAAUGCCGAUAUCCAAAACCAUCUCCGACGAACCGUCCAGGCCAAACCGCCUCUCUCUGUAUACGAGCCGCUACGUCACUUCGCUCUUUUGGCUCCACCCGAUGCUGACGUGGCUGAUGCGUUGUGUGUCGCGUCGUACGAACUCGUCGGCGGUCAAAACCGCGACAAGGCCGUGGAGGUGGCAGCUGCUCUCAGGCUGUUGUACGCCGUUUCCUACACUCAUCGACCGUUGUUUGACCAUAAUGUUGGGACCGUAUAUGAACCGUACGGAGCGAGUGUUCGGCUUCUGAUGGGAGACGGUUUGUUGCCGUUGGCUAUAGAAAUGCUGGUCCGACCAAACGAAAUGGUUACGGAUGAACCGGGUCGGGUUUUACGUGUCGUGAUAGAAGAGACGCAUGCGAUGGGGUCAGAAAGGAGUGGUCCAAUCAAUGACAAUAUCGAGAAACACUACGUAAAAAGUUGGGAGAUGAAGAGUGGUUAA